This is a messenger RNA of Epinephelus moara (kelp grouper), 1493 nucleotides long. It is a transcript of the gene odr4, whose product is annotated as odr-4 GPCR localization factor homolog. The transcript is spliced from 14 exons. Gene Ontology annotation, cellular component: endomembrane system. The coding region runs from base 141 to 1451 and encodes 436 amino acids. The record is from RefSeq and is a predicted model, not a curated record. Gene Ontology annotation, biological process: intracellular protein localization. Lineage: Eukaryota; Metazoa; Chordata; Actinopteri; Perciformes; Serranidae.
AGGACGUCAUCGAACAAAGCAUUGUGGUAAAUUGAGGUUUUGUACUCUGCUGACGAACCACUGCCAGCUGUCACAAUUAAAAGCAAGUAGUCUCCCUUCUGCUUCACAUUUUACCCACUGUCUUGCUUCUGUCAGGCAGUAUGGGUCGUGGCUAUAUAGUAGAAGAUGCUGUGGAGGGAUAUCUGACGAAACUAUGUGAACAACAAGCAGGCGCAGUCACAGGCCUGCUUAUUGGACAGAGCUCAGCCCAAAGGGACUUUGUUGUCAUGGCAACUCGGACGCCCCAACGGGAGGAGUCUACUGCAGCGGCUGGAAACUCUCUGGACAAGGAGUGGGUGACUGAGCAUGCUCGACAGGUGUCUCAGAUGCUGCCCGGAGGCCUGUCUGUAUUGGGAGUCUUCAUCAUCUCUGAUACUGAUUCCAAGGACACACUAACCACACUCCGACAGCUGGUUUUUGCGGUGGAGAAUGUGAUCUCCUCUGAGCAUCUGUGGAACCUUGCAGAUGAUGACGUCACAGACUGUGUCACACUGCACGUCAACCCCAAAACCAGGAAAACCAUCUGCAGAACCUUUGACAUCAAAGAUCCCAAGAGCAUGGCCAAGCCUGCAGACUGGAAGUACCAGUCAGGUGUGUGUUCCUCCUGGAGCAUGGUGACAUGUUGUUUAAAUGUGGACAUGUUGGUACCACUACCAGACAACAGAACCGAUGCAGAAAUCAUGGAUAAAUGUCUUAAGGAGGAGCUAAGAGUGUGGGCACAUCAGCUGGAGAGUGGAGUUUGUCUGAUUGAUGGAAAAAAGCUGGCAGAGGACACAGAGCUCACAGGAGGACAGAAGAGAAAUGUGAGACAGACGUACACAGCUCAGUUACUCAUCACACCGGAUGACAGGAGGUUAACAGAUGUGGUCCAGCGGUGUGGAGGCAGUGUGUCAGUCAGAGGAGCAAUCCACAGCAGAGCUUACUUACACAGCAACAAACCAAAGGCCAAACUGGCUGAGAAGCUGCUGAAGAGGGACGUGGUUUCUACGGUGACCACAAGGGUUCAGAUGGUACUGGAGGAGCUGCUGACAUCAGAGGAGGAGAGCAAGAGCAGCAGCAGCAGCAGAGACAAACAACAGACAGAACAAUUCUGUCUCCCUCAUCGUGUCUUCUGUCCAGUAAAAGUGAGUGGGCCAGUGUGUGUGUGUGACUACCAAUUCAGUGACGAGGCCCUGUCUGAGGUGACUGACAGGCUGAAGGAGAUGCUGGACAUUGACGCAGCCGAGGAAGAUUUAGAUACCAGGCAGGAAACACCAGCAGAAAUCCCAGAGACAGAUGUUGCAGCAGAGCCCAUUGGGGAAACUGCAGAGGUGCUGGAGCCCAAGAGGAACAACUAUAUUGGUGUUGCCAUGGCUACUGCUGUCGCCCUACUUGCCACUGCUGCCUCAAUGCUCUAUCUCAGUGAUGCUUAAUAAACACACAUGUACACACCAAAUAAAGUGUUUCUAAUAUUU